CGAAUAAACCACCGCAUCUUUCCUUGGUCUUCCUCGGCGAAGCCCCCCACCCCGCCUCUCCUCCUCUUCUUUGCUUCGUUCCCCUCCUUUUUUUUUUUCUCUCCACCUUGCCCAACCUUUCUGGCCCCAUGGAGGACCAGCGCGAGAUCGCCCUCUUGCACCCGUCCCACGAGCAGGUGGGUGAUGAUGCGAAGGAGAUGGAAUGUGGUGGUUCGUGUGGAACUGCUGCUGAUUUCGGGUUCUGUGCGAUAUGUUUGGAGAAGAUUGUUCUUCAGGAGAUGGCGCUUGUAAAAGGUUGCGAGCAUGCUUACUGCGUGACAUGUAUCUUGAGAUGGGCAGCAUACAAUCAGAAGCCUUCUUGCCCUCAGUGCAAGCAUCCAUUCGAGUCCCUCCAUGUUCACCGCUCACUUGAUGGCUGUAUUCAUGACUAUAUGUUUGAGGAGAGUGUUUGCCUUCUCCUUCGAGCUACUUGGUUUGUGCCUCUGACAGUAGAGACCCAAGAAGAGGCUCCUGAGGAGCCCGAAGACUAUGCCCAGUAUUAUGAUGAUCAAGAUGAUGAUGAGCUAGAUGAAUCUUACUAUAUUAGCACCUCGUCGAGUAUUCGUAUUGGUAACAGAAGGUGGGGUGACAAUGGUUAUGUGAGGGCAGGGAGGAAGGAAGCACGGCCUGUCAAUCGACAAUUUUUUGAUGACUCUGGCGCUGGUCCAUCCCGGUGCCCCAAGAAGAAGGAGCCAUCUAAAGAUGCAACAGGUAGGCGUGCAAAAAGGGCACAGAAGCGAGAAGCUGCAGGCAAGGCAGCUGCAGCCAAGCACCAGCAGCACCUGGAGAGGUUGGGCUGCAAGUGAUCUUCUAUGUCAAGAAUCAAUCAUGCAGCUUUUCCUUGUAUGACUGCAACCCAGCUGCAUUUGUACAGUAUGUUAGCCUUCUAAAUUCAGCAUAAAGUGUUGUGACAGUGGUUACAAUAUCCAAGCAUCUUCACAUCACAGAUGCUACUUCUGUUAGGAUUUAAAAUGUUACUUCUGUAUUUUUAUCCUGGGUCAUGAUUUCAUUAACCAUGCCCGUUUAACAAGUGGGUGUGUUUCUUCUUGGU
Messenger RNA from Elaeis guineensis (African oil palm), 1090 nucleotides. RefSeq lists its product as uncharacterized. NCBI's taxonomy places the organism in Eukaryota, Viridiplantae, Streptophyta, Magnoliopsida, Arecales, Arecaceae. The record is from RefSeq and is a predicted model, not a curated record.